AUGUUUGUGGGUAUAAUCACGUGUGAUGAUUCGUUUGUGCUUGUGUGUGGCGUCGUCGCGGAUGCCUCGGCUCUCGUAAGCUUCGGCACACAUUGUCUCUUCUCGCCGUCAAGUUACUCGCCAAGUCUGAGUCCUUUUCGGUAUCCUCUCGACGACGCGCACGCGCUUCUACAGCAGCGCUGGACAUUCGACAGUCGGCUAACCGUGACGAGUGACUUGAUCUCUGACAGUUCUGCUAUUUUCUUUCAUUUCACCCCUCGCCAGCCUCGCAAUCAUGUUGCAACGGGGCGACACAAGACGCUUUAUCCUCUCCCACUUAAUCCUCACCUUUUUCCUUUCCUUCCAGCAGUUCCCAUUGAUACACAUCACUUGCACCAACACACUUCCAAUGUGUCCAUGCGGCUUAUCGCGUUUGCACUAGUCUGUCGCCAUAAUGAAUGCUCCGGUCUUAUCUGCAGCUCCUCCCCUUUUCGGGUGUAA
This is a messenger RNA of Protopolystoma xenopodis, 480 nucleotides long. NCBI's taxonomy places the organism in Eukaryota, Metazoa, Platyhelminthes, Monogenea, Polystomatidea, Polystomatidae. The record is from the annotation of a GenBank genome assembly.